This is a messenger RNA of Pollicipes pollicipes, 2240 nucleotides long. Its product is annotated as solute carrier family 22 member 15. The record is from RefSeq and is a predicted model, not a curated record. The transcript is spliced from 7 exons. NCBI's taxonomy places the organism in Eukaryota, Metazoa, Arthropoda, Thecostraca, Pollicipedomorpha, Pollicipedidae. The coding region runs from base 277 to 1095 and encodes 272 amino acids. Gene Ontology annotation, molecular function: transmembrane transporter activity. Gene Ontology annotation, biological process: transmembrane transport.
AACUACGCCACGUUCGCCGUGCUGAGGUUCCUGGCCGGCGUCCUGCAGGUGGGCUGCCUGCCGUGCUUCACCUUGUCCUCGGAGCUGGUGGGGCCGCAAUACCGGAGUCGCGUUGGCCUCUUUGGCUCCACCUUCUUCUCCAUCGGUAUCCAGAUACUGGCACUCGGCGCAUACGUCACCACCACGUGGCGCCUCCUGGUGAUCGCCUCAGCUGCCUUGGCCGGCCUCUCCGUGUUCGUGAUAUGGCUCUUUGUGCCUGCCAGUCCGCGAUGGCUUAUGCUCAAUGGUCGAACCGAGGAAGCGCACAAAGUCAUGCUGGGCGUGGCGCGUGCCAACGGAGUGACCCCUCCGGCCAACUUUACCCUGGUGGCCGCGAGGGAGAAGACCGUUGGCUUUCCCGACAACUGCUGCUCGCUGUUCCGACACUGGCGCUCCGCUCUCUGGACAGUGGUGCUCUGCCUCACCUGGGUGGUACACACGCUGACCUACUACGGCCUGACGGCGGCGGCGGCCAGCAUGGGUCAAAACCGAUUCAUCUCGUUCGCCCUCUCGGGCCUGGUGGAGAUUCCGCCCAUGAUCGUCAUCUCCUGGCUACUGGAUAAACUGGGCCGACGGUACACGCUCAGCGGCGUGAUGCUGGCCGGAGGCAUCAGCUGCGUCCUGAUCAUGCUGCUGCCUGGCUCUUACAUUGACGAUCAGGGAGGCAGGCUGACGCUCAGUCUGAUAGGGAAGCUGUGCAUAGCUACCACGUUCACCGUAACCUACAUAUUCACGGGCGAGAUUUUCCCCACAUCGGUUCGUAACACUGGCUUCGGCAUCGUCAACUUCUGCGGGCGGAUGGCUGGGAUAGCCUAUCCCUUCGUAGCGCUGCUGAAUAUUGUAAAGAAAGAUCUUCAUUUCUUCGUUUUCGGAGCACUGAUCACAUCAUCGGCGCUGCUGGACCUGCUGCUACCGGAGACGAUGGGAAAGCCGCUGCCAAAGACAGUUGGGGAAAUGGUCGGAGAAGACGUCGAAAUGUAUCAAGCCUUGCAGCUCGACGAACUGGAGGACGAUUACGGCAGCGAUAGGCAUGCAAUGAAACCAAAUCAAGACUGAACAAAGAACGUAGGUGCUUUUGCCACAACACAUAUACUGUCGUUAGGAGUGCUCUUGGCAACUUUGUUACAUCGACAUGCAUUUCGCCGAUGGAAGCCGUGUGCUCAGUUGGCCACGUCUAUAUUUUUAUGAUCUGUCGUCGGUGACAACCUUUUUAACACUUCGGUGUUGCAUUUUCUUCCUGACUGUAAAUGAUUGCGGUGGGUUUGCGGGACAGUGGACAAGGCCCACACGUGAUUCGUACUCUUCGUUACCCAAGACGGCUUUAAAUGACAUCUGGCCCUUGUGUUAGGUCCUGAACAAAUCAUUUAUAUGCUUUAUCGGCUGUAAGCUCAGUGCAGUGGGGAACAUGAAGCUUGUUAACACGCAGUCAGCGUUUCAGCAAGCUUAAGCGUCAUUUCAGAACUCGUAUGAAGUGUCUCCACGUGGAAAGCGCAACGGAAUGCGGGAUUGCGAUGCGGCGGUUCGUUGGGUCAACAUUUGUUGUUUGCUGAUCUCUGUGAUAAACUGUCGGGCUGUCGGGCUGUUGGCCCACCACUGGAUUCGGUAGUGUCAUACGUCAGAACCGAAGGGAACUGGCUAUUGAGUGGUACCACGUUUUCAGUUACAUGGGCCACAUGUGGCCCUCACACGAGCUGGCUAGGUGGACUUGGCCAUUUUCGAAGAGUUUACACGUAUUUUUGCCGCAUGUCGGUACCCAGACCACGAACGUACUCGAGAUUGGCAUACAUUGAUAGAGAGUCGACAGACAAUCUCGUGGUGUAUAUUAAAAUGUCACAUGUGCCGCGUGCCACGUGUGUACGAGCCAGCAGGAUGGUUUUGACCGUUUUCGAUCGUUAUUCACAUUUUGCGCCAUAUUUCAGUCCACGGACCAGGUAGAGGCUGCAAUCUAGCUGCAAAAGAUACAAAGUAAAAAUUGAUGCGUUUUUUUAUUAACGCAGCGAAGCAAGUGUUGAAACGCUUGUAGCUACUCCAAAAAUAUACGAUGUGUUGUAGUUCAUCUCUCGAAAUGGUGGAAUAGGGGCGCCGUGCAAAUUUAACAUAUUGCACAUCUUUCUUUCUUUAUCUUUUGAUAAUCUUUCCAAGAAAACAUGUUUCAUUUUUGCUGUGGUAUGUGCAAAAGGGAUCACUUCACAGUUGAUCUA